Messenger RNA from Plodia interpunctella (Indianmeal moth), 1858 nucleotides. RefSeq lists its product as uncharacterized. Bases 535 to 1767 code for a protein of 410 amino acids. Gene Ontology annotation, molecular function: olfactory receptor activity; odorant binding. The record is from RefSeq and is a predicted model, not a curated record. The transcript is spliced from 7 exons. Gene Ontology annotation, cellular component: plasma membrane. Gene Ontology annotation, biological process: sensory perception of smell; detection of chemical stimulus involved in sensory perception of smell. NCBI's taxonomy places the organism in Eukaryota, Metazoa, Arthropoda, Insecta, Lepidoptera, Pyralidae.
CGUCAAUGAUCCGUUUUUUUUUUUUAAAUACAGAUUAUUUUACGCUCGAAAAUCUUACCGGUGACUGAUUGCGUAUAUCUGAUUUAUUUUUAAAUGAGUCGUUAAUUAAAUUAUGUUUUAAUAAGGCAUUUUAGUCCAUUAAGGCACAAUUAGUUAGCGGCUUUCGUAGAUAUGUUUUAUCUACUAAUUUCUAUCUAUCUAAUUUAAAACUAUGCAACGGAUUUUGAUGCGGAUUUUGAAUAGAUAGAGUGAUGAAUCAAUUUAUCUAUUAAGAAGGUUUAGGCUGUUGACAUUUUGAACUGUUUAUAUUGUACGUCAAUGAUUCUUUGAGAUAUUGAAUUGUUGAUUAUACGGUGUUGAUAUUUUUACUGUUGAUAUUUUACAUGUUGAUAUUAAAUAUGUUAUAAAUUAUUAUAGUUUCACCCGAGCGAAGCCCGAACUAAUAAAUAAAAGGGCGUUGUCACUCUACCACUCAACUGUACACAUUUAAAUAGGGCUUUGAAAAAAUCAGAGCUCAUUUCUUACUUUUCCAAAAUGGAUGAAACCUUCGAGGUGUUCCAUCGGGUCUUAUCUUUCGGCGGCAUUUCGAUAUUCACCAAAAAUAACUGGGACUCGAAAUCAUGGCUUCUUUUACAAAUAUUCAACUUCGUAAUAGGUGUUUUUUGCUUCAUUUUUACCACUGGAUUUGUAAUGGAGAACUAUUCUGAAUUACUGAUAUUCAUAGAAGGAGCAUGUAUUUGGACCACAGGAGUUAUAAUGACAAUAUCAUUGGGUGUUUGCUUGAUUUUUCGCAAGCAACUCCGCCAGUUCCUCGAAGAGAUGGUUUUCAACGAUUGUGUUUUGGAAAUUCCCAUAAUAAAUAGUGUUUUGAAGCGUGAUGAGGGGGAAAAAGUGGUUGAAUUGAAGACAAUGGUGGUUGAGUCUCAAGAAAAGCUGUUGAAGUACACAAGAGUGCUAUUAAAAUGCUAUGUAGGCAGUGUGUUCUUGGUGGCCACUUUGUAUCUGUGCUCUCCACUAUAUGAGAUGUUUGUCAGCAAUGACGAUAGCUUAAGGCUACUGGCAUUUGGGAUGUGGUUUCCGUGGAGUUUGGACGAUAUAAACAUAUAUAUUGCUUCAUUCGUGUUCCAUGCAUAUGCUGGCUAUCUGUGCUGCAUUGCCUAUCCAGGUUUGCAAUUAACAAUAAUCCUGUUAGUCGGUCAGAAUAUUCGACAGCUUCGAAUACUAACCUUUAUUCUGUUGAACUUGGAUGAGUUGGUCAUCGAGCUGGGUCACAAGAAUGACAACUGGCAGAUGUGCUGCACUGAUGUGCUUGCGCAGUGUGUAGUGCAGUAUGCUAAAGUUAAAAGUUUCAGCAACCGUGUAAAUGUCAUUUGUCGGCCAUUUUAUUUGACCCUUAUUCUGGUCGCCAUUAUGUUGGUCUGUAUGUGUUCCGUGAAAAUUGCUGUUUCUGACAAACUGUCCCCGGAGACUAUGAAGUAUUAUGUGCACGAGUUUUGCUUCAUCAUCGUUGUUCUCAUGUUCUGUCUCUUGGGGCAGCAAAUUGAAAACGAGUGCGAAAAACUAGAACAAGCCGUAACAGAGAAAUGGUAUAUUUUCGACAGGAAACACAAGAUAAAUGUCCGUAUUUUCAAGACCGCGCUGAGCCAGCGAAUGCCAAUUUACAUAUUUGGUACCAUACCUCUAUCCUUACCCACUUUCACUUGGUUCAUAAAAACUGACAUGUCGUUCUUCACACUCGUCAUGUCUGUAUUUGAAAAGCAAGAAUAAAGUUGUGGUUUAUAGAUAUAAUAGACUAGACAGUCAUACAUAACAAUUAUACAUAUAUAUUUUAAUUAUAUUAUAUAGUAUGAUAAAGAUA